Molecule: messenger RNA, 2082 nt
Organism: Temnothorax curvispinosus
Lineage: Eukaryota; Metazoa; Arthropoda; Insecta; Hymenoptera; Formicidae
Gene: Cpr97Ea
Exons: 2
Coding region: 48-929 (293 amino acids)
Cellular component (GO): chitin-based extracellular matrix
Molecular function (GO): structural constituent of chitin-based larval cuticle
Source: RefSeq, a predicted model, not a curated record
CUUAUAUUCACACACACUAACACAACCACCGACCGCCGGGAAACACGAUGCGCACCCUCGCGACGGUAGCAACGGUGCUUACCGCGCUGCUGGCGGUGUCGGCACAGCAGUAUCAGCAACCCGGCGGCAAUUACGUUGACGAUUACGCCCAGUAUGACUCCCAACGACCUAGCCAACCGACUCCACGUAGUUACGCGACCGACCCGGGCCGUCAAUCGGCCGCGCCAGCGAAUCCGAAGCCAACGCCAGUGGCGAUCCUGAAGCAGAUUAAUCGCCACAACGAGGACGGCUCGUACACGUACGGUUUCGAAGGCGCGGAUGGCUCCUUCAAGAUCGAGACCAAGCUGCCAACCGGCGACGUGAAGGGCAAAUACGGCUUCGUCGAUGACACCGGCAAGGUCCGUAUAGUCGAGUACGGUGCGAAUCAGUACGGUUUUCAGCCGGCCGGUGAAGGUAUCACCGUCGCUCCGCCGACUCUGUUCGACGAGACCACCAGCAAGGAGGCUCUCCAGGCGCAGGCCUAUGAGGAGUAUCAGCAGCAGCAGCAACAGCAACAGCAGCUGCAACAGCAGCGACAGCAGUUGGCGGCUCGUCCGGCAUACCAACCGCAGUCGCACACCCAGGCUGUGUACGCUCCCGCGCAGGUAGCCCCAAGCAGACCCGCGCUACCUAAACCGCCCAUUUUCACCCCGGCCGCUGCGGCACCGCAACAGUCCCUGGUGCAGGGAUCGGCCUAUGAUGAACCAGCGCCGGCUUCGCAGCUCUACAAUCAGGGACCUGCUCAGUUCGGUCCGGCGCCGAACCAACAGGACGGCCGUCAACCGCAGACCCGUAGCGGCGGCGGUAUCCUGGACCAGCUCGCCAGGGACUACGCUCUGCCCCAGGGAGUGGCGCCGCCGUUGCACGACAUCAGCUUCGGCUACUACUAGGCCGUCUAGUCCUGCCUCUUUGCCUACCGAAGAGUAGGAGAGUCUAGGAUCAAUCGUUGGAGCCUCAACAAAAUUUUUUUACCGUUCAACUGUAAUGCUAUAUGGAAACUUCAAUGUUUUUCGUAGGAUAGAUUUACUUUACGUCGCCAUAGAGUUUAAUUUUGAUGUAUAUAGCAAUUAAGAGCUAUUAAGUACUACCGAACAUUAUACGAUUGAUCCCAGGCUCGAUUGCUCGUCUCGGUUGCGUGUUGGUCUUGUAUUCUAUUCGUGAAUGGGACGCGUCGGCGACUCAUCGUAAUCGCGGCGCGGCCCACUCUCACCGAAGUGGACAGCACUGUGAUUGAUGAUCGCCGUGAAUAGAUCGUCUAUUGCAAUCGGAAGUUGAGAACUACUAGUCUAUUGACGUCUGAAAUCGCAAGUCGAAAGAUAAGACUCUAUUUCUCUAAGUCCACGUAAUCACGGAUUUCUCCAUAUUAAUUAUACUUAAUUAAUAAUUAAAGAUUUGUACCCAUGAUAUUAAAAAAACGAUAAAUCUCGUGUAUUUCACAUUGCAUCGUUCCAUCAGCGGUAAACUAGUGAUAAGUUGACAGUAAAAUAUAAAACAAUUUUGAUAGAAAUGAAUACGUUGUUCAAGCGGAGAUUUUUAGCCUUAUCAUAUUUCCUUUUCUUGACUUUGAAAAUUAAAUGAGGUAAAAGAGUUUUUCAAGAUGUCUUAAAAGUGAGAAAUGCUGACUUUUCGAGCAGAUAGACGCCAAGGUCUGAGGUUCUCGACUUCUUACUUCGAUUAUUUGUUUUCACGAAUAUCCAUCGAGUUAUAACAUUAGAGGAUAAUAUUUAACGUCAUUUUCUUAUCAAUCAUUAAAAUUAUUGUUACAUACAUCACUACUCGUCGAAGAAUUGCCCAGAUAACAAGCGGUACCGAUUAGGACAUUAGGUGAUAGUAGAAAUUGUAAAAAGAAUGUAAAUAAAAUUUCUCGUCUCUCCCUCCGGUGGGCGUUUGCCUUUAACUCCAGAAAAAACGCUUUCGCCUCGAGAACUCGCCAUUAAAGUACCGUUGCGAUCAGUUAGAAUUGCGAGGGUCCCGCGAGAAUGUUAUGUUAAUUAGGUGUGUGUUUACUAUUGUAAUUAGAUUAUUGUAAGGUAAUUCGAGUGG